Messenger RNA from Rubroshorea leprosula, 1063 nucleotides. NCBI's taxonomy places the organism in Eukaryota, Viridiplantae, Streptophyta, Magnoliopsida, Malvales, Dipterocarpaceae. The record is from the annotation of a GenBank genome assembly.
GUUUAUGCUCCGCCUCCGCGCUUCACUCCCAAUCCAUAUAUACAAGACUAAGAGGAGAGAGCUUAAUUGACUUUGUCUCUCUGCAAAAAAAAUGGCUCCAAAACGAAGUGGAGUUGGAAAAGCCCCUGUUACUGCAGCUAAGAAGAAACCGGUGGAGAAGGUCUCAAAUCCGUUGUUUGAGAAGAGGUCAAAGCAGUUUGGGAUUGGAGGUGCUUUGCCUCCCAAGAGGGAUUUGAGCCGAUUUGUCAAGUUCCCUAAGGUGGUUAGGAUUCAGAGACAGAAGAGAAUCCUCAAGCAGAGGCUUAAGGUCCCUCCUGCUUUGAACCAGUUCACCAAGACUCUUGACAAGGUUACCGCAUCAAACUUGUUCAAGAUGCUUCUCAAGUAUAGACCUGAGGAUAAAGCUGAAAAGAAGGAGCGCCUGCUGAAAAGGGCUCAGGCUGAGGCUGAAGGAAAAGCUGCUGAGAGCAAGAAGCCAGUUGUUGUGAAAUAUGGUCUCAACCAUGUCACUUACCUUAUUGAGCAGAACAAAGCACAGUUGGUUGUUAUUGCUCAUGAUGUGGAUCCCAUAGAAUUGGUUGUCUGGUUACCUGCUUUGUGCAAGAAGAAGGAGGUGCCUUACUGCAUUGUGAAGGGAAAAGCACGCUUGGGAACGAUUGUUCAUAAGAAAACUGCCUCCAAGUGGGGUGGUGGCAUCAUGGGCUCCAAAUCCCAGGCCAAGACCAAAGCCAGAGAAAAACUUCUUGCAAAGGAAGCAGCUCAGAGAAUGACCUAAAAACCACUUGCAAUUUUCAUUUGUAAUUGUUAAGGACUUCUAUGUUGGUACCCCAUUUCAUUUUGUUGUUUGAGGUUUUUCAGGUAAGGAUAUGAAUUUGGAGGGUCUUGUUUCUUAAGAGGCAAGCUGCCUUCUUUAUCACAAAUUAAGUUACAGGAGGUGCUGGUCCAUCAGCUAAUCUUGGAACUAAGUUGUGUUUGCUAUGGCCUAUUAUAUUACAUUAUGAUUUUUAAUUUUUUUAUUACUAUUCAUUUUCUAUUUCUUUUAUACUAAACUGGGUGUUAGCUU